Penicillium daleae is the source of this 1026-nucleotide messenger RNA. RefSeq lists its product as uncharacterized. NCBI's taxonomy places the organism in Eukaryota, Fungi, Ascomycota, Eurotiomycetes, Eurotiales, Aspergillaceae. The record is from RefSeq and is a predicted model, not a curated record. The transcript is spliced from 3 exons. Gene Ontology annotation, cellular component: cytoplasm. The coding region runs from base 1 to 1026 and encodes 341 amino acids.
AUGUCUAUCCCAUAUCGAAGACUUGGCCACGAAGGCCCUCAGGUGCCUGCUGUUGGACUCGGACUCAUGAGCAUUGGUGGCAUAUAUGGGUCCGCAGGUUCGCUCGAUGAGAAGCUCGCCUUCCUGGAUCACGCAUAUGCUGUUGGACAGUGCUUUUGGGAUACAGCAGAUUUGUAUAGAGAUAGCGAGGACAUAGUGGGAGAGUGGUUCAAGCGUUCUGGCAAAAGAGAGGAUAUCUUCCUUGCCACAAAGUUUGGUGUUCAGCGGGAUAGCGAAACGGGCAACAUGUCGAUUCGCUCCGAUCCUGAGUACGUGCGAAUUGCCUGUGAGAAGAGUCUCAAGCGGCUUGGAGUCAGCACUAUUGAUCUGUACUAUUGCCAUCGCGUGGAUGGCGUGACACCGAUCGAGAAAACAAUUGAAGCAAUGGUUGGGUUGAAGAAUGAAGGCAAGAUUCGAUAUCUUGGUAUCUCCGAGGUAUCCGCAGCGACACUUCGCCGAGCACAUGCUGUCCAUCCCAUCACCGCGCUACAGAUCGAAUACAGUCCUUUCGCGCUAGACAUUGAGUCACCAAAAAUCAAUCUAUUGAAUACCUGCCGUGAGCUGGGCAUUGCCGUUGUUGCUUAUAGCCCCAUCGGCCGCGGGAUCCUAACUGGGCAAAUCCAGUCUUUCGAUGACUUACCCGAGGCAGACUUGCGCCGGAAUUUCCCAAAGUACUCGAGAGAGAAUUUCCCGAAGAUUUUGAAAUUGGUGGAUGGUCUCAAGAGCGUGGCAAAGAUUCAUGAUGUGACGCCCACACAGGUUGCAAUAGCCUGGUUGCUUGCUCAGGGCCCUGACAUUAUCCCAAUUCCGGGCACACGGUCUGCUGAGAGGAUGGAAGAAAACAACAGGUCGUCUCUGCUCCAAUUGACGGACAAGGAAAUCCAGGAUAUUCGAAAACUGAUCCAAGAAAAUGAAGUCCCUGGCGAUCGUUACCCUGCUACAAUGGGAGGCUUUCUCGGCGAUACCCCAGCCUUGAAAAUUGAGUGA